AUGCGUUUCAAUCUAUUCUGUGCAGCCGCUUUGGCAGCAAGCCCUGCAUUGGCUAGCGUUUCUACUGCUUCAGUUGAGUCUGCUACGACCACCGAGCUUCAGACUACUGUGGCAGGCACUGCGACAGCCACUUCCGCCGACCUGUUGAGCACCAUCGCAACGACAACCUCAAAUGGUGACCCCACAGCAGAAGCAACAACCACUAUCGCAACAACUUCAUUCGUAGAGGCUACAGACCUCGAAGUAUCCGUCACUAUCACCACAGCUACCGAAGCCACGACGACCGAAGCAGCCUUCGAACCAAUUCCUACCUUCGAUGUUCUUGGAAAAGGCGCUCAAGUAGAUAGUCAAUAUCUGCUAGGAUACCAAUCAGCUGGCUUCUUUGUUGGAUGGCAAUACUCAUCCACGAAAGACCGCUUGACGUUUUCCAUUGACUCCACGACCAACCGCGUUACAGACAUAAACGGAAAUAGCUUAUGUAUUCAAUAUGGAGAUGUUGGGGGUGCUAACUUGCUCAGUACGUGCAGCGACAAUAUGCUUAACCAACCAGACUUUGCCUUGGUUCAUUGCAAGCAAUCGCGCGAUCGGGAGCUUCACUGUUCUGUCCCUGCGAAGACCUGCACUCUGGACUUUGGUACUUUCGAGACUACUUGUACUACAUUCACGGGGACAUUCGAUAACUUCUACACGUACUCUGGGAGGCAGGAUGGGAUAUUCUUGGCAAUGGGGGCUAUCAAUCCUGGUGCAAACUACCAGGCUAUCAAGCUUGGAAUUACACGUAACGAGUCAAAAUAA
Fusarium venenatum is the source of this 795-nucleotide messenger RNA. RefSeq lists its product as uncharacterized. Lineage: Eukaryota; Fungi; Ascomycota; Sordariomycetes; Hypocreales; Nectriaceae. The record is from RefSeq and is a predicted model, not a curated record.